AUGGGCACCAAGUAUGCAAGUGCAUCAGUCUGUCACCCGCAGAGUAAUGGCCAAGCUGAAGUAGCAAACAAGCUGAUCUUAACAGCCCUGCAAAGGAAGCUGGAGGAGCACAAAGGCCUAUGGGUUGACCUAGUCCUAGAGGUGUUAUGGGCAAAUAGAAUCACCGAGAAAGAAUCUACCGGUAAAAGCCCUUUCACUCUAGCCUACGGGGCUGAUGCAGUCGUCCCAGUAGAAGUGCAAAUUCCUAGCCUGAGGAUACAACACUAUAAGCAACAAGGAAAUGAAAAUCGCAUGCUGGAAGAGCUAGACUUCUUGCCGAAAGUAGGACCUGGUGCAUUCCUCCUUGCAGAUCAAGAAGAUCAGGUCUUAAGGAAUAGUUUCAAUGCUGAUGUGUUAAAGAAAUAUUUUGUUUAA
Messenger RNA from Chenopodium quinoa (quinoa), 414 nucleotides. RefSeq lists its product as uncharacterized. The record is from RefSeq and is a predicted model, not a curated record. The coding region runs from base 1 to 414 and encodes 137 amino acids. The transcript is spliced from 2 exons. Gene Ontology annotation, molecular function: nucleic acid binding. NCBI's taxonomy places the organism in Eukaryota, Viridiplantae, Streptophyta, Magnoliopsida, Caryophyllales, Amaranthaceae.